Geosmithia morbida is the source of this 2583-nucleotide messenger RNA. RefSeq lists its product as uncharacterized. The coding region runs from base 1 to 2583 and encodes 860 amino acids. The transcript has 3 exons. NCBI's taxonomy places the organism in Eukaryota, Fungi, Ascomycota, Sordariomycetes, Hypocreales, Bionectriaceae. Gene Ontology annotation, cellular component: fungal-type vacuole membrane. The record is from RefSeq and is a predicted model, not a curated record.
AUGGCCGCCGAACCCUCAGAGAGGUCGUCACUCCUCCCGGUCGGGGGGGACCGCGAGGAUGACCAGGACCAGCCCUCAUCGUCCGAGACCGCUCCCCUCCUUGCUCCCCAGGGUGACGGGGACGAGGCCGCCCUGCAGGAGUCCUCGGUGUCGUCAUCUCCGUCACAGGCUGGUCGUUCUUCGGGCUCCGGCUGGCGAUGGCCGAGCCUCAUAGCCGGCGUCGUCAUGGUCGCCCUGGUCAUCGCCGUCCUGCUGUGCGGCUUCCUCCUUCCCGGCGCCGUCAAGGUGUAUGCCGAGAACGCGGCCGUCCUCGAGCCCCGCAGCCUGUCGGUCGAGUCCAUCACCAACGACGGUGUCAGGGCACGCAUCCGGGCCGAAUUCCACCUCGACGGCUCCCGCGUCUCCGACCCACACGCCCGCCGCAUCGGCCGCUUCACCACGGGCAUCAUGCGGUACCUCAGCACCGAGGAGACGCGGGUCAGCGUCUACGCCCCCGGCUACGACGACUCCCUCCUGGGAUCCGUCGCCGUCCCGCCCCUCACCGUCUCCAUCGUCGACGGCCACAGCACGCUCCUCGACAUCGUCGCCGACCUCGUUCCCGGGGACGUCGACAAUAUUCGCAGGAUCGCCAACAGCUGGCUCGACGGAAAGUUGGAUAACCUCAAGCUCACGGGGUCGACUUCUAUCACGCUCAAGUCGGGCUUCAUCCCCCUCGGUUCGCAUGAUGUGGUGGAAUCCAUGGUCUUCGAAGCAAGCAAAAUCCCAUCUCUCCCUGAACACAAGAUCGAGCGCCUCAGCUUCCAUGAAGUGCCUCUGGGCCGUGGUGGACAGCAGGCCAUCGGGGCCAACGUCACGCUCUCCGCUCACAAUGACUACCCGGUUGGCCUUGACGUGCCCCCGCUCAGCUUCGAAAUCUUGUUGGCCAACUGUGACGACUCAGACUCGUACAUUGCCGUCGCAGAGGCUAUCACUGACCCCGUCGAGGUGCAGCCAGAAGCCGACGUUUACGCGGCUGCCCUGGGAAUCAUCAGGAAGAUCCCAGAGCCCCUGACGCGGUCGUGCCCCGACAGCAACACAUCGCCUCUCGACCACUUCAUGCACCGCUACCUGCACGGAGAGGACGCCCAGAUCUGGGUUCGCGGUGCCCGGUCCAACGGCUCGGACACACCCGAGUGGAUCGUCUCGAUACUCGAAGACAUGAUGGUCCCCGUGGGCUUCCCCGGAAAGUCAUUUGGCGACGUCAUCAGGAACUUUACGGCAGAGGACGUCGACUUUCAGAUGCCGAGCCCCUUUGCCGACCCGGGCGACCCGGACGGCGUGCCGCGCGUAUCGGGUACCAUCAUGGUCGUCGCCGCUCUGCCCGAGGAGUUCGACCUGGAGAUGGGUGUCGGCAAUAUCCGCUGCGAUGCAGACCUCUACUACGAGGGCGACAAGCUGGGCGAGCUCAACAUGAGCAAGUGGGUGGGGGCCAACUCGACGCGCAUCGUCGGCGACGACGACAGCGGCGAGACGCUGAUCAUGAUCUCGUCCCACGUCGACAAGGUGCCCCUCAGCAUCACGGACAACUCGGUCUUUGCCGAGGUCCUCCAGGAGAUGCUUUUUGGCGACGAGGACGUGCUGCUUCAGGUCCAGGCCAGCGUCGACGUCAAGGUCGGCACCGUGCUCGGAAACCUCCCGCUCAAGGGCGUUCCGGCCAACGGCACGAUCCCGGUAAAACAUCUGCCAAAAAGCAUGUACAACGCUCUAGAACCGCAGGUCGACGAGCUCCGCAUCCUCAACACGUCCGACACGGGUACCUGGAUGCAGGCCCGCGUCAACUUUACCAACCCGUUCCCCUACACGGCCUCCAUCCCGCGAUUGAAUGUGCACCUCCUCGGGCAGGACACGGUACUCGGCUCGGCCACGGCGACGGAUAUCAACCUCCGGCUCGGCAACAACACAGGCCACUACAUCGAGGCAAUAUGGGACCCUAUCCUUCUGGGCAACGACCCUGACUCCGACUCCGAACCUGCCCGCGACAGAGCCCGCCGCUGGCUAUCCGACUACGUCUCGGGCAAGAACACGACUCUCGAAGUCCGGACCCACGCCGGCACCUUUCCCACCAUGCCCCUCCUCGGCCAGGCCCUGUCCGGACUCAACCUCACCGUACCCACACCACAUCUGGGACUGCCCGGCGGUGACCACGGUGGCGGCGGCGGCACGCCCCCGACGGGUGACGGCCACUUUGUCCGCGACGCGACCUUCCACCUGCUAUCCUCGACGGCCACAUUCACGCUCGCCUCCCCCCUACACGGCACGACGGUCUACCUCGACCGCAUCGACGCACGGGCCUUUUACAACAGCACCGAGCCCGUAGGCCGGAUCCUCACCACCAACCCCUUCUCCGUGCCGCCGGGACUGUCAACCUCGCCCAAGCUGCCCGUCUACCUGUCCCCGGGUGGGAUAGGCUACGACAAGCUGAGGGGUGCCCUUGGGGGUAAGCUGGAUCUGGACUGUGUGGCCAACGUGUCGAUCCGUAUCGGUCAGUGGACCGAGUGGGUUGAGUAUACUGGUAGUGGAGUUGGUGCCAAAGUCAGAUUGUAG